AUGUCGUGGAACGAUCAAAAUUCUCGAAGGCGCGGUGUAUGGAGCCAUUGGGUGCCGCUUGCAGUUACCGUGACUGUUGCGACAGUUGGUCUCGCAGCCUGGGUUUGGAGCCAGCGCAAAGAUGACGAAAAUCCCGAGUCCGAUCACCUAGCCGGCCUUGACUACGACAAUGCCGAUUACGGCGACAAUCCGGCCUAUGGGACUUCCAGAGGACCUAAGCCGCCACCAAGCAACGUUGGGACCGAGACCUACGGCACCGCCGAUGUCUCUCGAGAUGCCGGCGCGGAGACGUCGGGCGCGGACACAUGGGGCGCGCGUAUGUCGGGCGCAUUGCGACGCACGCCUAGCCCACAGCAAUUCUUCGAGUCUGCUGGAAAAACCGUCACGGCAGGUGUUGCUGCGGCCGGCGCUGUGGCAGGCCGGGCGCUAGCGGCCAUCAGAGAGGAAGACAAGAACGCUUACGCCGAUCAUGAGACGUGGUCCGAGGAAGCUGAUGCCCGAAAGGAGCGAACUUCGGCACCAAGAGAGCCGGGCAAGCGUAGGAAGACCGUCGCAAUUGUUGUGUCAGCAGACAGCGGCGGCGACGACUUUGACGAUGAUGGUUUCCACGAACAUGCUUCAAUCUUGUCGCACAUUCCGCGCUAUACCGAUUUCUCUAGCAUCAAGCUCUUCGUCUUGAUCUAUGCCCCCGGUCUCAAGGAGGCGACGGGCGAAUCCACCAGUAACCUUCCGCCACCUUCGCUGAGCUCGUCCUUCUCUAACAUUGAGCACCACCAAGCCCAAACUCCAGGAGACGAACCGUCCAAGAGCCCGCUGAUGCACGCGUCCUCAACAAACCCGGCGUUUAACGCAGUCUACUCUCAGGCCCUGUCUCUGGUUGAGAAGGAGACUAUGGUUCUGCCCUUUACCACCCCCAACGGGCAUACCCAUAUUCUACGUCACCUGCAGCCUGAGAUCGUCUACCUCCAGGAGUCUUUGGCGGGCGACAACGGCAACCUGGUAUCCAACCUCCAGACGUGGCUGCGUCACGAGAUUAUUCUAGUUGUGGGCGCUGAGAGUGGACAUGGUGGCCUUGCUGACAGCGAGUCGGAGGCGGAGAGACCCACCAAGGAGGAAAGGUGGUGGCAGCGACCGGACCGAGUUGGCCGGGGCCGGGGUGUUGUCGUCGUUGAUGGGAUGAGAGUUCAUGAUGACUGGGCGCGUCGUGUCCAGGGACAUGAGUAA
Molecule: messenger RNA, 1224 nt
Organism: Colletotrichum truncatum
Lineage: Eukaryota; Fungi; Ascomycota; Sordariomycetes; Glomerellales; Glomerellaceae
Product: peroxin 22-like protein
Source: RefSeq, a predicted model, not a curated record